CGAGUCUCCGGUCAUGCUUGGCGAGAAGGAUCGUUGAUUGAAUGGGAUUGAUUGGUAUCUGAUCCAAGCAUGAUCUUCGUACAUGAUACCCCUUAUAUCUCCCCCGUACAGAGGGCAUCCUCGUGUCCCUCCGCCGGAGGUCCGAAUUGCAAUGGUGUAUAUAUUGAAGAUCAUCCCAAGGAAGCAUUUGUUCAAUGUUACUUUCCACGUAUACUUCAUUGCUAAAGGAAGCUUGGCGCUUUCUGAAAGGACCACCGACCUCAUUGAGGAUUGUCAGUGGUCAAGACAGGUUGCCGUCUCGGUGUCGGAAUGAAACAGACGGUCAAACCUCAACCCUCUGGAUUUUUUCUAGUCCUUGAUGUGGGUAUUGGCCAUAAGGGGAAGAAGAUUAUAUAUCACCAGAAUUUGUACAAUUCAGAAGUUGAACGUGGCUCACGGUCUGCAGAUCUGUCGGGAUGAGACAAAAUGCUAAUGACGCGGCUUGACUGGGAUCUUGGAUGCAAUUAACAACUUUACCUACAGCCGUUCACCAAUCGCGUGCCUCGGAUUUUUCCCCUAAGGUCUCCAAUAUAUUACAUGUCCGUGAGCCAUGCAUGCGCGAUUAUGGUGGGUUAUCGACCCCGGUAAUCGGGCGCGGAGACCAUUCGGGAGGAAUAGUUCAGUUCCCAAAGUCUUCUAUAGAAAGAGAGAGAGAGAGAGUGUGUGUGUGUGUGUGUGUGAUUGUUUCAGGAGUGCUCCAUACUCCAUAAGAGCAACAUAGGAUCCGAAGGUCUAGA
Messenger RNA from Aspergillus caelatus, 776 nucleotides. RefSeq lists its product as uncharacterized. Lineage: Eukaryota; Fungi; Ascomycota; Eurotiomycetes; Eurotiales; Aspergillaceae. The record is from RefSeq and is a predicted model, not a curated record. The transcript has 2 exons. The coding region runs from base 498 to 749 and encodes 83 amino acids.